Messenger RNA from Prunus mume (Japanese apricot), 1610 nucleotides. The record is from RefSeq and is a predicted model, not a curated record. Lineage: Eukaryota; Viridiplantae; Streptophyta; Magnoliopsida; Rosales; Rosaceae.
CUUCUUCUCUGUCAGCGUUCCAAGUUCAGUUGUGAGCCAACAAUGAGAGCUACUGCGAACAAUGGGAGCUAUCGGGAUCGGAGAUCGAUGAAGCAUGUUCUGGACAACGUUCAUGGAUACAUCUACCUCGAGCCGCUAUUCUUGCAGUUCAUUGACACUGAACAGUUUCAGAGGCUUCGUGAUCUUAAGCAACUUGGUCUGACACACAUGGUUUACCCUGGGGCUGCACAUUCUCGAUUUGAGCAUUCACUGGGAGUGUAUUGGCUGGCUGGUGAAGCUGUCAAUAAAAUUAAUUUUUACCAAGAGCUUGGAAUUGAGGAGUUUGACAGGAACACAGUAAAACUUGCUGGACUACUGCAUGAUAUCGGCCAUGGCCCUUUCAGCCACAUGUUUGAGCGCGAGUUUCUUCCUCGGGUUCUUGAUGGUUACGAAUGGUCUCAUGAGGAUAUGUCUCUGAAGAUGAUAGACUACAUUGUCGACAAGCACUGUAUUGAUAUUGAUUCGGCAAUCCUCAAGACUGCGAAGGAAAUGAUCCUUGCCAGCUCUGAACAUGGGCCACAAAAAAGCAUGACAGAAAAGCGUUUCUUGUAUGAUAUUGUUGCAAAUGGGCGAACUGAAAUAGACGUUGACAAGUUUGAUUACAUUGUGCGUGACUCCCGAGCAUGUGGUAUUGGUUCUGGUUUUCAAUUUGAAAGGCUGAUGGAAACUAUGAGAGUGAUGGAUGAUGAGAUAUGUUAUCGCGCUAAUGAGUAUCUGACACUCCACAAGCUAUUUGCCACUCGUGCUGAUCUUCAUCGGACUGUGUACACGCAUCCAAAAGUGAAGGCUAUUGAACUCAUGGUUGUUGAUGCUCUGUGCUAUGCAAAUGCUGAUCUUGGCAUUGCAGCUUCAAUUCAAAAACCAUCUGAAUUUUGGAAGUUGGAUGAUUCAAUUUUGAAAUGGAUCGAAACCUCUGAUUCUGAUAGCCCUAGCCUCAAGGAAGCUAAGAAUUUAAUCCAACGCAUCCGUAAAAGGGAUCUGUACCAGUACUGCAAUCAGUUUUCUGUUCCAAAGGACAAGCUAGAGAAUUUCAAAGACAUCACGCCCCAGGAUAUAAUUUGUUCACAGAAAUCUGGUGGUGUUACACUGAAGGAAGAAGAUGUUGCUGUGAGCACUGUCAAAAUUGAUUUGACUCGUGGAAGGAUGAACCCUCUUGAACGAAUCAAUUUUUUCAAGGAUUAUGAUAGCUCUGAGAAAUUUCAAAUCCCUGAUGAUCGCAUAAGUCACUUGCUUCCCAGAUUUUUCCAAGAUAGGAUAGUGAGGGUGUACGCAAAGAAGCCGGAACUGGUGGGAGCAGUUGCUGAGGCCUUUGAGAACUAUCAGGUGAAGACAUAUGGAUGUAAAGCCCAGGUACAUGCAACUCCUGAUAAAAAGAAGGCACGCAAACAACUGGAAUAUCAAAAUCAAAAUGACCGUCAGUGACCACUGUGUAUAUCCAUAUAUCUGACUGUAAAGAAACGUAAACAUCCUACCGCAUAUUAUUUUGGAUAUCAGCAACUUUGUAAAUGUACGUAUGAAUAUCUGGAAGCCAUGAGAAACUUUGUAAAUGUACGUAUGAAUAUCUGGAAGCC